GUCUGUAAGAGACUAGAAGGACUGCUUGAACGCGGCAACUGCUCAACUACGUGCUCAAGGUGUAAACUGAGUGCCUCUAGGUUUCGUCGGCAGCUGGAAAGGUACGGGAGCCCGCCACUUUCGUCAAGAGAGACAGCCCACACGUCGUAUUCUCCGCGAUCUCUCGAGAAAAACACGACCACUUGAAUCAUAAUGGCGAUGUUCCCUCAGUUCGGAGCUAUGCCAGGAGCACCGGCGGCAAGCGGAUCGGCGCCUCUGCUGAGCUUCAAGGCCGGCAAGAUGGACGUCUCCGACAAGGGGGGAGACAAGUUCCACAUCACCCCCGACCUCCGCAAAGGAACCAUCAGUCUGUUCAAGGGGCCCGAUGACCAACUGAUGCACUUCGCGUGGAAGGAGAGGCCAAGCGGGACCGUCGUAGAUGACAUCAUCAUUCUCCCCGAGGAGGCAGUGUACAAGAAGGUCGACACCGGGCGAGAGGGCGAGAGGGUGUACCUCAUGGAGAUCGCCGGCAACCGGCGCUUCUUCUACUGGAUGCAGGACAAAGACUCGGACAAGGAUGAGGAGAAUAUGAAGAAGGUGAACGAGCUGACCAACUCGCCUCCAGCGGACGACGCACCUUCCGCGAGGGGUGGCGCCGGCACAGACAUGAUGGGCCUCCUUUCGAGCAUGGGAGGAGGGGCAGGCGCCUCCGGGUUGGGAGCACCUGGCGGGUCUUCGGGCUCCGGCGGCAACCCUAGCGAGCAAGGUCUAAACAUCCAGAACUUGCAGAGCAUCCUCCAGAACAUGGGCUUCUCCCCUCAGGAGCAGGCGCAGGCGGCAGGCGCCCUCCCCCCCGCCGCAGCAGGCGCGGGUGCUACCACGCCUGCCCCCACGCCAGCGGCAGACUCGGCAGCGUCAGCAGCCCCGGCGACAACAGCCGCAGAGGCGGCGCCGGCAGCGGAAGCGGCGGCGGCGGCGGCGGCGGCGACACCAGCAGCGGCGGCAGCGGCUGGGGACUCCGGGGGGGCGGGGUCAGGUGAGACCAGCCCCUCCGGGGGGCAGGGGGGGACGGGAAGCUCGGCGGAAGCAGAGGGCGAAGAGGGAGAUGGUUCCGCCGCCGAGGAAGGGCCGGGGGGCCAGGGCCAGGAGUAGAGGGGAGGGUACCCUGGGAGGGGGGGGGGAGGGGCUCGCAGAGGCAGCACGUGUUCGUCCGUCUGUUCGUCUGUGUUGGUGCGGGCGAUUGGAUUAUGUCUCGUGUUGGGCAUCCUUGUCUCUGCGCGAGUGCUUCACACGCGUCCGUGGGGGGCGGUUUCACUUCCCCGGCGAGAGCUUUGCAAGAACACGAGCCUCUCCGGUUUGGAAGAGACCGAAAGAUGGUGGAUUGUUCGGACAGAGCCCCACACGGCCGAAAAUCUAUCUGUGCUCAGUGAGGCAGUUCUGUGAAAACGGGCUGACAAGCUCGGUUUGUAGUUUGUAAAAUCUUGUCCAUCUUGAGAAGCAACAAGAAGCAUGUUCAUUCGCUCUGAUGAAGACAUGCUGAACGUUUACGAGAGAGUUGGCCUCGUACUUUUAAAUGUUUUUGUAAAGUAUCGCUGAAUCCUUAGCGGGUGGGAGCGUGCGUUGGUCAUGAAGCAUGCCAAAAUCCGACUGCGAAAGUCGUUGUCGUUGAGGAUGGUCGGGCAGACCGGGUCCCGCCGAGCGGUGCCGUGCUCGUUUUUAGGGCAUGCUCGCAAGUUCUGUGGUGAUGAGGUUGUCGGGUGCAGCAAGGAAGUGCCCCGCCUAGGUUUGGCUUGUGCGAUUCUGGAUCGUGUACGUUCGGAGUCUGAUCUAGUGUUGGGUCUGUUUUUGUCGAAGUCUUGAGAACAAGUGCGCGGAUGGAAAAUAUCGAUAAAAGAAAGCGACGAAGAUGAAAAGAAUACAACGUACACGCCGCUUUUGGAAAUUCACGCUCCUGGCA
This is a messenger RNA of Ectocarpus sp. CCAP 1310/34, 1936 nucleotides long. Lineage: Eukaryota; Phaeophyceae; Ectocarpales; Ectocarpaceae. The record is from the annotation of a GenBank genome assembly.